AUGAAUGGACACGGCAGCCGACUCCGCCAGGUUCAGAGCAUCCUCCUGACUCAGAGCAGCAAGUCUCAGCCUGAUGGAAUCCUCUGCAUCCUAGGAAUUGAUAGCAGGUACAAUGAAGGCUGCAGAGAGCUGGCAAAUUAUCUUCUGCUUGGUUUAUAUAAUCAAAAUACCAGUGAUUUUGAGAAAACAGGAUUUUCUGAAGAAGUUCUAGAUGAUGUGAUUAUAUUGAUUAAAUCAGAUAGUGUCCAUCUGUACUGUAAUCCUGUCAACUAUCGCUAUCUUUUACCCUUUGUGGCACAUUGGAGAAAUCUGCAUUUUCACUGCAUGACCGAAAAUGAGUAUGAAGAUGAAGAAGCUGCUGAAGAAUUUAAAAUUUCCAGCUUUGUGGAUAUGGUUCGAGACUGUAGUAGAAUUGGUAUUCCUUACAGCUCCAAGGUCACUUGCAGAUAUUUGAUAUGUUUGUGGUAGAGAAAUGGCCAAUUGUACAAGCCUUUGCACUUGAGGGCAUUGGAGGGGAUGGAUUUUUUACCAUGAAAUAUGAGGUAUGUAUGAAAAGUAGUAAGUUUGGUUUUUGUCUGCCACUAGGCUGUUAUUGUGAAGAACCCACAAAGUGAGUGUGCAUUACAGUAACACUCUGAAAAGCUGACAGUUUUCUCCCAGAGGAUUAGAGCAAGUUAGAGAACUUGAAAUGCAGAACAAUUGCUGUUUAAGAUCAGUCCCAAACUGAACUCUCUGGUCUUUCCUUCUUGGAGCUCCUCUCUAUUCUCUUCCCUGUCUUUCACCAUUCUGAGUUAAUUAUUCCUCCUGAUUACUCCUUAUAGCACCUUGGCCUCACUCCUUUUGCAGCUUUUAUCCUCCUGUUAUUACACAGUUGUCACAUACACACCCUAUUCAUCCACCCAUCUUUUAGUCUCCUGACUGCAAGCUUCUUGAGUAGAAAAACAGAGCCUUAUUGUUGUUUGUAUCUCAGAAAUUGAUAAAAUUUGAGAGCUAUUCAAGAGCAAUGAAGGGAUAGUGCAAAAUUUUGUAUAAGUACAGUAUAGUAGAAGAAAUAAAAGGGGUAGCUUUUGUGGUAAGAACAGUAUCUUUUAUUUCAUUAUUCUUGUAUCUGGGAGAUGACCAGUAAAUAUUUGUUAAGUGAAUUAAUGAGUAAGUCUGGGAAAGGAGUUGUCCAGAGUACAGGUUAGAAAGGAUGGCCUGGUAGGUCAGCAGCACAACCACAGGCAUCCAUGUGCUACCCUAGGUUCCCCACUGACAUAACCUGGCCCAGUACAGAAAACCAAGGAGAUGGAACAUUAUCAUGCUAUAAAUAGUGUCAUCCUGUUAUACCUUUAGAAGCAAUUCUGAGAAAUAUCACCAUCCCUAGGAAGUGAGUGGGAGCUUAUCUGGCAGGACCACGUCACACACAGGCUGGAGGGAAGUUGCCACAUGCACAUCACCUUUUCUGCUCCAAAACCACAGUAUUUUCACAUGACAUCAACAAUGUUUCAGGAACUGCCCCUGAUAUGAAGUAAUGCUCUCUAAUUCAGAAG
Messenger RNA from Castor canadensis (American beaver), 1532 nucleotides. The record is from RefSeq and is a predicted model, not a curated record. Lineage: Eukaryota; Metazoa; Chordata; Mammalia; Rodentia; Castoridae.